GAGGGAGAGAGAGCACAGGGGAGGGAGAGAGAGAGGAAGAUAGAGAGAAGGGGCAGGAUUGAGUGGGAGGAGGGAGGGAGCGAGGGAGGGAGAAAGAGAGAGAGAGAGGAAGAGUGGAAGAGAAGCACUCUGAAGCAAGCGUGAGGUUUUCACUUUCCAUUCUCCUCUCAGCAGCAGUCGGAGAAGUCCACGCUGAGGCACAACAGAAGUGCCUUGCCUGAAGCCUGUAGCUGUUUGGACCUUCUAGACCACACCAGGAGCCCAAGGACUGCCAUCCCUGCCCGCUGAGCUUUCUGAUCCCUGGUCCCUGGUGGUGCCCCCAUCCUACCCAUAAUCCUUCCCUGCCACGUCUACCACCUCUCUGGAACUGUCUCUGCUCCCUUGUAGCCUGACUGUGACAACACAUAGGAUUUUCUUCCUUCUUUGUGGGUGAGAGGGGACUGUCCUCCCGCUGUCCCUCCCUCCACUCCACCCCCUGCUACCUGCUCCCUCUACACAACAUGGGCCAACACGAUCAAUAAUGUGUUUUGCCAUCCAUCUCGCCUGACAGUUUAGCUGAGGAAAGAGAGAGAGAGGAGGACAGAAGUUGAAACCGCCUAUACAAAGCAAGCUUUCGUCAGUGCCACCAGCCCAGUGUCAGGCACUGGAGGAACCUCAUCAGCCCCAGUAACAGGCUCUUAGGAUGGGCAAUAGAUCCUAGGAGAGGCCCUGGCUCACCUCCACAAACAGGCCUUGGAUAGAAAACACCGUCAGAUUGGCUUGUUUCGUUUUGAUUUCUCUCAGUGACAUUAGAAGCAAACUUUCACACACAUCCUGAGACAUCACUUUCUGCCUGGAUAUCCGUUGCUCUUAAUCGGCUACUCCUGCCUGGUUCAAAAUGGCGGUAAACCUGACACCUAUUCGGGACACAAAAUGGCUGACUCUGGAGGUGUGUCGUGAGUUCCAAAGAGGGACGUGCUCGCGUCCAGACAGUGAGUGUAAGUUUGCCCACCCUGCCAAGAGCUGCCAGGUGGAGAAUGGACGAGUCAUCGCCUGCUUUGACUCCCUCAAGGGUCGUUGUUCCAGGGAGAACUGUAAGUACCUACACCCUCCUCCUCACCUGAAGACCCAGCUGGAGAUCAACGGCAGGAACAAUCUGAUCCAACAGAAGAACAUGGCCAUGCUGGCACAGCAGAUGCAGCUGGCCAAUGCCAUGAUGCCCGGCACACAGCUACAGACUACAUGUAUGCCGGUCCCCAUGUUCUCUGUGACGCCCAGCCUUGCUUCUAAUGCCAGUGCUGCUGCUGCAGCUGCCGCUGCGUUUAACCCUUACCUGGGCCCGGUGUCGCCCGGCCUGAUGCCCACUGAGAUCAUGUCCAGCGCCCCGGUCUUGGUGACCAGUAACCCCAAUGUCUCCAUGCCCUCUGCCGCUGCUGCCGCCGCUGCACAGAAACUCAUGAGGACAGACAGACUGGAGGUGUGUCGGGAGUACCAGAGAGGUAACUGUACGCGGGGUGAGAAUGACUGUCGCUUCGCCCACCCCUCAGACAGCACCAUGAUAGACACCAACGACAACACCGUGACCGUGUGUAUGGACUACAUAAAGGGUCGCUGCUCCAGGGAGAAGUGUAAAUACUUCCACCCUCCAGCCCACCUGCAGGCCAAGAUAAAGGCUGGCCAACACCAGGUCAACCAGGCUGCUGCCGCGGCAGCCAUGACUCAGAUGGCUGUCAAAUCACUGAAGCGACCCCUCGACGCAACCUUUGACCUGGGGCUCUCACCUGUUUUACCUCCAUUACCAAAGAGACCCACACUUGAAAAAGCCAACGGUGCCACUGCCAUGUUCAACGCCGCUGGCAUGUUCCAGUACCAACAGGCCCUGGCCAACAUGCAAUUUCAGCAGCAGUUCAUCCCAUCAGGCUCGAUAUUGUGCAUGACACCUGCAACAAGUGUUGAGUGGGACUGGACUGGAUUGGGACAGACUGUGGGUUGCAGACAGGUACCCAUGAUGCACGGUGCUACGCCCGCCACUGUGUCUGCAGCCACCUCCUCUGCCACAAGUGUUCCCUUUGCAACCGCAACAGCCAAUCAGAUUCCAAUAAUAUCUACAGAUCAUCUUACUAGUCACAAGUAUGUGACUCAGAUGUAGAAGUCUCUACCAGAACAAUGAAACUGGAGUGUGUUGGUGUUCCAUCCGUCCCAGACAACAGUUCACCCUUCAUGCCUGUAACCAGAGAAAUAGAAUCUUUAAAAUAGAUUAUAUUUCUAUGCCUGUAAGCAUAGACAUAGAAUCUUUAGAAUAGAUUCUAUUUCUAUGCCUGUAAGCAUAGACAUAGAAUCUUUAGAAUGGAUUCUAUUUCUAUGCCUGUAACAUCCAGAACACCAGGAGACUCCAACCACCUGUAAACUGUAGUGGUUCUGACAUGCAUGCUACUCGAAGAGGUCCAGUUUGUCAUAAGGUGGUGAACAUGUGUAUUCUACACACACCAUACGGACAACAGCACCUCCUACAGAGAGAGGAACAAUGCCAUCUACAGAACAUUACAGCCAUGCCUUUAUAUCUGUGGAGGCAUCAUCCAUUAAAACACCGGACACACUUUGAAUGUCAACAUGAGGAGAUAGUCACGCCCACUAGUUUGUUAUGUCAGCAGACCAAGACUCUCUUUUAUGUUAUUUUCAGUUUGCUUUUCUUUAAUUUAUAUUAUUUUUCAUGGUUUACACAAAGCAAAGGUGCACCUUGUAUUUUAAACAAGAGGGGGAAAUGAAGAGGAAUAGUAACUAAUUGCCAUAUUAGACUGAAUGAAUUGUGCAUGGCUUGUUUGUAGAUGACUUGGUUCUUACAAGACCAACUUGGUUGAAAUGGGUUAGUGGGCUUGGUGCCAUAAUGACAGCUGAAUGUUGUGGGUUUAGCACACCUUUGUGUUUUAAAACCCAUCCCAGAUUUACUAGAUAUGUUGCAAGCUCCACAUAAAGUGCCAUAGACUAUGUAUGUACAUCCCAAAAACCUUUGAGUGUUAUGAGGUCAUUAUAGCCAUGUUACAGUGUUAACCUGGGGAACGCCUUCAAAGUCUCUAGUGGUCCUUGUUCCUUGAAUGUUUGUCUACAGUUUAUUGUCAUUAACAGAUGAACCAGUCAUGGUCUUUGCCUCUUGGGUACGCAGUUACCAACCUUAGGUUGUCUGAUUUAACUCUGGCCUUCUGUUGCUUUUCUUUUCAUUUGCCUUGAGCUUAGAUUCCAUGGUAUGAGGCAGACAGAGAAGGGUUCUUGGUUCUGUAAAGUCUAUACUCUAGUUGGUUCUGUUAGGACCCAGUCCUCUCUGUCUCUGGGUAUUAAGUCUAUACUCUAGUUGGUUCUGUUAGGACCCAGUCCUCUCUGUCUCUGGGUAUAAAGUCUAUACUCUAGUAGGUUCUGUUAGGACCCAGUCCUCUCUGUCUCUGGGUAUUAAGUCUAUAGACUCUAGUUGGUUCUGUUAGGACCCAGUCCUCUCUGUCUCUGGGUAUAAAGUCUAUACUCUAGUUGGUUCUGUUAGGACCCAGUCCUCUCUGUCUCUGGGUAUAAAGUCUAUACUCUAGUAGGUUCUGUUAGGACCCAGUCCUCUCUGUCUCUGGGUAUAAAGUCUAUACUCUAGUUGGUUCUGUUAGGACCCAGUCCUCUCUGUCUCUGGGUAUAAAGUCUAUACUCUAGUAGGUUCUGUUAGGACCCAGUCCUCUCUGUCUCUGGGUAUUAAGUCUAUACUCUAGUUGGUUCUGUUAGGACCCAGUCCUCUCUGUCUCUGGGUAUUAAGUCUAUACUCUAGUUGGUUCUGUUAGGACCCAGUCCUCUCUGUCUCUGGGUAUAAAGUCUAUACUCUAGUAGGUUCUGUUAGGACCCAGUCCUCUCUGUCUCUGGGUAUAAAGUCUAUAGACUCUAGUUGGUUCUGUUAGGACCCAGUCCUCUCUGUCUCUGGGUAUAAAGUCUAUACUCUAGUUGGUUCUGUUAGGACCCAGUCCUCUCUGUCUCUGGGUAUAAAGUCUAUAGACUCUAGUUGGUUCUGUUAGGACCCAGUCCUCUCUGUCUCUGGGUAUAAAGUCUAUAGACUCUAGAUGGUUCUGUUAUGACCUGGUCUCUGUCUCUGGGUAUAAAGUCUAUAGACUGUAAAGGCUUAAUGCAGGGGGCUUUGGCCCUGGACCCAAUAUUAUGCCAAAGUCUCACUUGUGACGAAGAAGGGGUGGGGACUGUAAAAUGUAAGGAUAGAAUGAAUCACUACUGAAAGUUGCAUGAUAAACCAAACCGCUGUGUGGGUUUAGGAGAAUUUUCAAAGUUACAGGGUGGCUUAUGGUUGAGUUGCUCUGAGUUUUAAUAUGGUGUGGUUUUCAUUUUAUUAUAAUUCUUUUAAUUUAAUUUUUUUUAUUUUAUGUUUUUAUUAAGUGCAGUUUAUAUGGUCUACGAUAUGUAAGAGAACUUGUGAAAACACAUUAUGUGUAAUUAAAUGUGUGAUAGUAGGGAUACUUUUGGAUAGAUACAAACAUUUUUUUUCUUCUGUGUUCUGUGUUGACAUAUGUGGGUGCACUAGUGGAGCUCUGUUCAGCCAAUCACAGAUGAAGUUGUGUAAGGACAAGAGGGGGGGUGUACAUUUGUGUAUGGAAGCGUGGGGGAGUGUAGAUUCUUUUUGGUUUUAAACCCUCCGUGCUUCUGCAUGCAUUGUAUGAAAAGACAUGGUAUGGAAGAGUUGGUAAAGCUUGACCUGAUUGUAUUACUCAUCCAAAGCCUUAGAAAACACCACGAGGUCGGCACAAUGCAACAAGCCAUUUCAAAUCGUCCUCUUGCCUAACCCUUGCUGUUUUGUCGCCACACAAAGCUUUCGUGGUAUAUAUAUGAUUGUUGUCUUUCACUCUAAACAUUUAUUUCUUGUUGAGUUCAGUUUUUCAAGAAGAUGAAUGUCUUAUUUCAUUUUGUUUAAUGCACGGAUUACAUUUUUGAUAUUUAGUUAAAGGAGUUUUGUCUUAGUAGAUUUUACCAGAAACUUUUGUAGGAUUCUGAAUAUUAGGUAAUUUGUGUGUUUUUUGUGUUCUUCAUACCAUAUUUUAGUUUUCUGAAAUUUCAUGUAAUGUUGAUUUGAAUAUAUACUGUAGUGUUAUGAUUGUAAACCCAAUGAUUUUUAUUUUCUGUGAACUGUAAGAAUUGUUUUCAUUUCUUGUCUGUUUGAGUUCCUUUAAACAAAGAUCUUUUAUGUGGGUGUCUGACUUUGAGGAAGUACUAGGAGAGUGAGGCUUGCUGUGACAACGCUCACUGACAAUGGAGUAUUAUUUUAAUGAUCGUCUGGUUUGUAACUAGUCACUCUUAUAAGGAAAAAAAUAUUAUAAAAAAAUCUCGUUCUUAGAUGUGUAGGUAAAAAAAAAAAAGAAGACAUUUUCUACUGUAUUCACUUCAAAUAGUAAAUAUUGUUUGAAUAUUUGUAAUCUCCCUGGAUGUCAGGCCAUGUUGAAAAUAUAGCUGCAUAUUUGAUCACUCUUAGGGGGCGUUGCAGUUUAGGUCAGGGUGUCGGAGGUGGGUCGAGCAUGGAGUACGCACACUGAUCUCUUUACUUAGCCACAAACAAACAAGGGGAAACCUACAGGGCUGUGGAAAAGUAUUUUCCCCCUUUCUGAUUUUCUCUAUUUUUGCAUAUAUUUGAUACUGAAUGUCAUCAGAUCUUCAACCAAAACCUGAUAUUAGAUAAAGAGAACCUGCAUUUACAAAUAACAACAAAAAUGAAUACUUAUUUUAUUUCAUUAACAAAGUUAUGCAACACCCAAUGCCCCUGUGUGAAAAACGAAUUGCCCCCUUACACUCAAUAACUGGUUGUUCCACCUUUAGCUGCAAUGACUGCAACCAAACGCUUCCUGUAGCUGUUGAUCAGUCCCUCACGUCGCCGUGGAGGAAUUUUCACCCACUCUUGCGUGCAUAACCGCUUUAACUCAAUAACAUUCGUGGGUUUUCAAGCAUUAACUGUUGAUUCAAGUCUGGCAACAACAUCUCAAUUGGGAUUAGGUCUGGACUUUGACUAGACCAAAUGUGUUGCUUUUUACCAUUUUCAUGUAAACAAUUGUGCGUUUUGGAUUAUUUUCUUGCUGCAUGACCCAGCUGUGCUUCAUAUUCAGCUCACAGACGGAUGGCCUGACAUUCGCCUGUAGAAAUCUCUGAUACAGAGCAGAAUUAAUGGUUCCUUCCGUUAAUAACUUUUCAUGUUCAAAAUUGUGCACUCUCCUCAAACAACAACAUGGUAUUCUUUCACUGUAAUAGCUACUGUAAAUUGUACAGUGCAAUUAGAUUAACAAUAAUGUAAGCUUUCUGCCAAUAUCAGAUAUGUCCUGGCAAAUGUUCUUGUUAGUUACAUCCUCAUGCUAAUCGCAUUAGCCUACGUUAGCUCAACCGUCCCCUGGAAGGGACACCGAUCCCGAAGAAGUUUUAAGGCAAUUUGUCCAGGUCCUGAGGCAGCAAAGCAUCCCCAAACCAUCACACUGCCACCACCAUGCUUGACUGUUGGUAUGAGGUUCUUACUGUGGAAUGCAGUGUUUGGUUUUAGUCAGGCAUAAUGGGACCAGCUGGGUCCUGCAGCAAGACAAUGAUCCAAAACACACAAUCAAGUCUUCAUGAAAAUGGCUAAAAAGCAACAAGUUUUGGAAUGGCCUAGUCCAGACUUAAUCCCAAUUGAGAUGUUGUGUCAGGACUUGAAACGACAGUUCCUGCUUGAAAACCCACAAAUGUGGCUGAGUUAAAGCAGUUCUGCUUAAGAGAGUGGGUCAAAAUUCCUCCACAGCGACGUCAUUUUUAUUUAAUAAAAAAAGAUGUGUUUAUUUUAUUUAACUAGGCAAGUCAGUUAAGAAGAAAUUCUUAUUUACAAUGACAGCCUAUCCCGGCCAAACCCGGACGAUGUUGGGCCGAUUGUGCACCGCCAUAUGGGACUCCCAAUCAUGGCUGGAUGUAAUACAGCCUGGUCAUUGCAGCUAAAGGUGGCACAACCAAUUAUUGAGUGUAAGCGGGCAACUACUUUUUCACACAGAGGCAUUGGGUGUUACAUAACUUUGUUUAUGAAAUAAAUGAAAUAAGUAUGUAAUUGUUGUGAUAUAUUUGUUCACUCAGGUUCCCUUUAUCUAAUAUUAGGUUUAGUGAUGAAGAUCUGAUACCAUUCAGUAUCAGAAAUAUGCAGAAGUAGAGAAAAUCUGAUAAGGAGCAAAUACUUUUUCACAGCAUUGUAGGUGAAGAAGGUUGACUUUUUUGCACUUCUGUACAUAGUCAAAAAAGAGAGAAUCAUGUAUAAAAUUUAGAUCUUAUUUUGAAUAAAAAAUAUCUAUAACUACAAUACAUUUUGCUAGGAUAAUUAAAAAAAAGAAUCAAAGGCUGAAUAAAACUGCUUGUAUAAAGGGGCACAAGAGUUCUCACUCUGUAGCCCUUCCAGAAAAAGGCAAUGUGUUGCUCUUCUUUUUUGCCAGCGGCUUUUAGUUUGUCAGGAAACAUUCAGGUUAAGGUGUGCAUUAACCUCUAUAGAAAAGGGCCUGACUGGAUUUGUCCGGUUUCAUGGCAACGUUCUUCCAGGCCCAACCAAUCAAAACAAGUCCUGUUUUAGCCAGAAAGGAAUGCAUGUUAAAGGAAACAAAACAUAUACCUUUGGAAAAUAACUACUUCACAACAGAGUAAUAUUGAAUAAGUCAAUAUGUUACACAGCAUUUACAGUAUACAGUAUAAUAUCAAUGUAAUGGACUAAAAUAAAAUAAAUAAAAAAACAGUGGUUUAUUAAAAAGACUAAGAAUAUACUCAUUUCAAGAGUUAUAACUCCUACAGUACAUACAGUACAUACAACUGAAACACCAUAGCUGUCAGUAUGUCUCUUUCUGUUUAGAAGCUAUGCUUCUGGUUGAUGAAAUGGACAACAACAUACAAGUAGUUUGCCAGGUAAACUAUAGGGAACCUAUGAACAGUUUUCUGUGUUACUCAUGGGCUUCAACGUUAGUCCAAACCUUGACACGACUUUUCAUCUGUCACAAGCAUAUGCCUGAUGUUAUAAUAUGAUGUAAUCUGAACUUUACGUUUUCUCAGCUUGUAGUGCUAAAACGAUGUAUUCUGUCUUCUGCUGCCGUUUGGUCUCUGCUUAUUUUAUUGUUCAGAGCCCCCUGAAAGGAUUUGUGCCAUGGAGCCAGAUGUCCACCUCCUCUGCAAAGCACAUGUUAUGUAAGCACUGAUCUAAAGCCACAAUCUAAAGCCAUAAUAUAUUUUCCAUAUAAAUGAAUCAAUGUAACAGUAUUCAUAAGAGUGAAGGUGCAUGAUUGGUUGGCCAGGGGAAUUUUUGGUCUCCCGUUUAUAAAGCUGGUCUUAACAAAGUUGAGUGAUUGAUGAAGAUGCACUGUGCUAACUUGGAAGGAAUUAUUUGACUGGCAAUGGCUAUCAUGUGGGAAUCCUUUCAUAGGACUUCAACGGCUGUCAUGUUGGAAUCCUUUCACCAGGGUUCAAUCGGUUCUAUCAUGUGGGAAUCCUUUCACCAGGGUUCUGUCAUGUUGGAAUCCUUUCAUCAGGGUUCUGUCAUGUUGGAAUCCUGUCACCAGGGUUCUGUCAUGUGGGAAUCUUGUCACCAGGGUUCUGUCAUGUGGGAAUCUUGUCACCAGGGUUCUAUCAUGUGGGAAUCCUUUCACUAGGGUUCUAUCAUGUGGGAAUCUUGUCACCAGGGUUCUAUCAUGUGGGAAUCUUGUCACCCGGGUUCUAUCAUGUGGGAAUCUUGUCACCAGGGUUCUAUCAUGUGGGAAUCUUGUCACCAGGGUUCUAUCAUGUGGGAAUCCUUUCACCAGGGUUCUGUCAUGUUGGAAUCCUUUCACCAGGGUUCUGUCAUGUUGGAAUCCUUUCACCAGGGUUCUAUCAUGUGGGAAUCUUGUCACCAGGGUUCAUUCAUGUGGAAAUCUUGUCACCAGGGUUCUAUCAUGUGGGAAUCCUGUCACCAGGGUUCUGUCAUGUUGGAAUCCUUUCACCAGGGUUCUAUCAUGUGGGAAUCCUGUCAGCAGGGUUCAUUCAUGUGGGAAUCCUGUCACCAGGGUUCUAUCAUGUGGGAAUCUUGUCACCAUGUUCUAUCAUGUAUGAAUCCUUUCACCAGGGUUCUGUCAUGUUGGAAUCCUUUCACCAGGGUUCUAUCAUUUGGGAAUCCUUUCACCAGGGUUCUAUCAUUUGGGAAUCCUUUCACCAGGGUUCUAUCAUGUAGGAAUCUUGUCACCAGGGUUCUGAUGCUUUAUAUGAUUCUUGCUGUCAAAUAUAAAAAUAAAAAAAUAUAAUAAAAAUACAUAAAAUCCAAUAAAAGGGAAUUUGCUC
Messenger RNA from Salmo salar (Atlantic salmon), 9288 nucleotides. Its product is annotated as muscleblind-like protein 1. Gene Ontology annotation, biological process: regulation of RNA splicing. Gene Ontology annotation, cellular component: cytoplasm; nucleoplasm. Lineage: Eukaryota; Metazoa; Chordata; Actinopteri; Salmoniformes; Salmonidae. The record is from RefSeq and is a predicted model, not a curated record. Gene Ontology annotation, molecular function: metal ion binding; RNA binding.